GCUUGGUUGAGAAGUGCAGUUAGAGUGUGAGAGGGUCGCGGCGGUGGCUGUCUGAUGGUCUGACAGAUGAAAUAGCGAAAAUAAAGAAAGAGAAGGCGGGCGUCCUCCUUCAGAAAACCAUGUUCCCCAAAGGUAAAGGGUCCGCUGUGCCUUCGGAUGGCCAAGCACGGGAAAAGUUAGCUUUAUACGUCUAUGAAUAUUUGUUACACAUAGGAGCGCAGAAGUCAGCACAGACCUUUUUAUCAGAGAUCCGAUGGGAGAAGAACAUCACCCUGGGCGAGCCACCUGGGUUCCUACACUCCUGGUGGUGUGUAUUCUGGGACCUGUACUGUGCCGCGCCAGAGAGGAGGGAGACCUGUGACCACUCCAGUGAAGCAAAGGCCUUCCACGAUUAUAGUGCGGCUGCAGCCCCUAGUCCUUUGAUGGGGGGGACACCUCCUGGGGAGGGCAUGCCUGGAGGACCCAUGCCCCCUGGAUUCUUCCAGGGUCCCCAGGGUCCCCAGGGUUCUCCUCACCCACAGCCUCCACCUAACAGUAUGAUGGGACCCCAUGGCCAGUCUUUUAUGAACCCACGUUUUCCCGGAGGACCACGAGGUCCCCCUAUCAGGAUGGGAAACCAGCCUCCUGGUGGCCCCGGUCCUCAUCCCAUGCUCCAAAACAUGGACCACACACGACCACAAGGCCAUCCCAAUCUGGGACCAAUGCAGAGGAUGAGUGGACCUCGAGGGAUGGGUCCGAUGGGUCCAGGUCCCCAGAAUUUUGGUGGUGGGAUGCGGCCGCCACACAACGCCAUGGGCCCUGGGAUGCCGGGAAACAUGGGUCCAGGUCCUGGUGCAGGACGACAAUGGCCCAAUCCCAACAACGGCAGCUCGAUGCCUUAUUCAUCACCUUCUCCUGGAGCUUAUGGCGGGGGGUCUGGAGGAGGGGGGCCCCCUGGAACGCCCAUUAUGCCCAGCCCAGCCGAUUCUAACAACUCUGGCGACAACCUCUACACCAUGAUCAACAGUGGACCUGGCAAUCGAUCAAAUUUCCCUCUGGGUCCUGGUUCUGAUGGACCCCUGGGUGCCAUGGCUGGGAUGGAACCACACCACAUGAAUGGUUCCCUGGGCUCUGGUGAUAUGGAUGGACUCAACAAGAACUCUCCAAACAAUCUAAGUGGCAUUAGCAACCCUCCCGGAACCCCAAGGGACGGCGACGACUUGGGUGGGAACUUCCUGCACUCCUUUCAGAAUGAGAAUGUAAGUCCCUCCCAGUCUGACUCUACAGGCCACAUUCAUGAAGACACACACAAACCCAGUAUGACAUUUAGCACUUGAGCUGUUUUUCAUGCCUUUCUGUUCCUAGUUUGAUGGACAGGACCUGAGGUGCCUGUGUUGAUGAUGGUAAAGCUUUAAAGAAGGCUAUAGGACAGUAUGGACUCAAUGGAGCUGAAAUGGUAGACCGGUGCCAGUCCUGCCGGGUCGGUCACACCAUCAUGACAGCUGUGGGGGUGUAGUCUGAGGGCCCUGGGCUGUUGCCAAGUCACAGUUUUGGCUAAAGUGAUGAAGUGCAUUUCCUAUUUGGUGUCCGUGUGUGUUUGUGUGUCCGUCCAUUCUAGUGGGUUAUUCUGGUUUUAACUCUUUCCUGUCUGCCCCACAGCAGUACUCUCCUACCAUGACCAUGAGUGUCUGAAAACCCCCUCCAUCUGCCAUCGCUCCGAGGUCUGAGCCCAUAACAGGACACGGCUAAAACACAUCAGCACAGAACCAGGGACGGGCACCAUUUUGGUUCCACAAUUCCACAAUGCUGAUAUACGCCUUUCAAAAUGGCUGCCGACUUCUGCUCUUCACUCCAAAUGAAGGACACUUGGUUUGCCCCCCCCCCCCCCCCCCCCCCCACGCCAAGUGUGAGAAGAACGGCUCCAGAAACGACUGUAUACAUGACAGGUUUUUGUUUUGUUAUUCCCCAUAUCCAGGAACGAAAAUGGUCAAAUGUGACCAAAUUCUUUCGUGUGCAGAGCACGUUUCUGCUAGACACAGCACACGUGUGCAUUUAUGCAGUGCGAAGUCCCAACAACUUUCGAUGUAUUUUUGGGGUCCCGCGAUCAGUCUGAAAACGUUGUGAGUCCGAAUCUGCCUUUUAACUCUGUGACCCCCCCUUGGAUCUCUGUUAGAAUUGGCCUUUACAGGUUAAGUGCUCAGUGGAUUUUGUGGGUUCUGAUUUUAUCAAGGAGGGCAGCAAUCUUACUGCACUGUAUUUACGUAUUAACAGUCCAACUGCUGCUCUCCGUCAGGGGCGAAGUGAGGGUUAGGCCAAACCAUGACCGGUGCAUGAUAUCUGUGUGUAACAUACAAACACUGCUGCUCUUGUCCACUGGGGUUUAACCUUGGCUGUGCUUAACACUGCUCUCGUCCACUGGGGUUUAACCUUGGCUGUGCUUAACACUGCUCUCGUCCACUGGGGUUUAACCUUGGCUGUGCUUAACACUGCUCUCGUCCACUGGGGUUUAACCUUGGCUGUGCUUAACACUGCUCUUGUCCUUGCCAUCGUUGUAGCUAUCUAUGUUUUCCUACUGUUUCAAUACUACAAUGUGACAAUGACCGAGUUAAACCCAUUGUAACCUAAAAUGCAUUUUGGUAGAUCAUAGAAUCUGUUCUCCCCAGUUUUUAUUUUUUAUAUUUUGAUACAAAAUGUGACGACCUAUACUGGCCCAGUUAUUUUGAGAUUUGUCAAAGCUUUCAAAACCAAUUAUUGUAGACAAUAUCAUAAACUUAGCAGCAGUCUAGUAAAUGUGAUGAACGUUUAUUUCAUUUUCUGUGAAUAUUAAGCAUUAUACGUCUGUCCUAUUUUGCCUUUUAUUUGCUGGUAUUUUUAUUUUUUUUUCAAAUUGAGGAAAGAUUGCUUGUUAAUAUAAUUUUACAAUAA
Messenger RNA from Esox lucius (northern pike), 2904 nucleotides. RefSeq names its product single stranded DNA binding protein 3b (gene ssbp3b). The coding region runs from base 120 to 1316 and encodes 398 amino acids. The record is from RefSeq and is a predicted model, not a curated record. The transcript has 16 exons. Gene Ontology annotation, cellular component: nucleus. Gene Ontology annotation, molecular function: single-stranded DNA binding; protein binding. Gene Ontology annotation, biological process: positive regulation of transcription by RNA polymerase II. NCBI's taxonomy places the organism in Eukaryota, Metazoa, Chordata, Actinopteri, Esociformes, Esocidae.